Messenger RNA from Musa acuminata subsp. malaccensis (wild Malaysian banana), 1507 nucleotides. Its product is annotated as thioredoxin-like 1-1, chloroplastic. The record is from RefSeq and is a predicted model, not a curated record. Gene Ontology annotation, biological process: cell redox homeostasis. Lineage: Eukaryota; Viridiplantae; Streptophyta; Magnoliopsida; Zingiberales; Musaceae. Gene Ontology annotation, cellular component: chloroplast.
UGAGAACAACCUUAUCAGCUAUGUGCUACGAUCCUAUCUCAAGCAUACUUCUCUUUCUCCAGCUCAAUCGAUUCACAUGCAUGGUCACACUCACUCACACACAGGACAAAUUGCUGUCUCAGCUUCAUCUCGAUCCGAAAGGCGACAAAUUUUUGUGAUACCAUGAAUCGGUUGUGUUUUGUCUUCCACCUUAUCAGGACCCAGGAUUAGAUAUCCUCUUAAAUCUUCUUGCUUCGUCGGCAAUAGCUGGCUUCAUGUGCUCUGAUUUCUUGUGCUCAGCUUUGGAGAGUAGAUCUUAUCUGGAAACCCAGAGUUCUUAUUGAACACCGACCCAAGAGAACUGUGAAUUGAGGGAUAAUUUCCGGUAUAAAGGUGACGAGAUUAAGAACCAAAGAUCGUUUGCCAGCCACGGUGUUCUGAACUCAAAACAGUGUUCGGAAAGAGACACUGACCAAAGAUAACAACAAGAUAUAAGGACCGACACCUUCUCUUAUCCCGUUCAUUUCUAUUCUCCAUAAUUUUCUCGUCCCAAUGGCAGUUCCUCUGAGGAGUGGUCUGUCCUUUCGUUGUGUUCAUGAGACUGGGUUGGAGAGGAAGGAGACAGAUGUUCCAGGUUUGGAUGUCUUGUCUUGGAAGAACGACAUCAAGGGAAGGCGAUCUCUGCUGAAAGAACCGAGAGAUUCACACGAAUGGAGGCCCCAAAGCCACCCAAUUUCCCCAAUUCAUGGUCAGAACACUUCAGUGUGUGCUGCUCGAGCUUUUAGGUGGUGGGAGAAGAACACCUCAUCAAAUAUGACGGAGAUCGAAUCAACAAACCAACUGGUCCACUCAUUGCUGCAUGCUGAGGAUAAACUCGUAAUCGUCGACUUCUAUUCCCCAGGAUGUGGAGGUUGCAAAGCUCUGCAUCCCAAGAUAUGUCAACAAGCUGAGAUGAAUCCAAGUGUGAUGCUUCUGAGAGUCAAUUGCGAGGAGCACAAAGCCAUGUGCCGAAGCCUUCACAUCCAUGUUCUUCCCUUCUUCCGGUUCUACCGAGGCGCCCAAGGCCGCGUCUGUGCCUUCAGCUGCACUAACGCAACCAUCAGCAAGUUCAACAACGCACUCGCGAAGCAUGGGAUGGAUCGGUGCAGUAUCGGGCCUGCGAAAGGCUUGGAAGAAGGCGAGCUGCUGAGUUUAGCUUCGAAUCCAGACGCCCAUUUUGGUUAUCCAUGGCGAUCCUUGUCCCAGGACUUGGCUCUGUCGAUCCCUGAUGAAUCUUCAGUGGGGGAGGUCGAAGCUGCAGCAGCAACAGCUGCAUUGGCAUUGAGAGGAUCUCAAAUAUGUUAACAGGAUUGGUAUCGUUACAUUACAAACGCUCGAAGGAGACGUGUAAUUUCCAUGAAGAGUGUCCAUUUUUCACCUAUUAAUCAUUUUUUUAUAUCUACAAAAAUCUGUAUUUCCUUUUUUCUUUUUUUUUGUGAAUCGAUCGGUUUCUUUGGUAGUAUUUCAUAGGUGAAUUGGUUUAAACCAC